This is a messenger RNA of Geodia barretti, 642 nucleotides long. The record is from the annotation of a GenBank genome assembly. NCBI's taxonomy places the organism in Eukaryota, Metazoa, Porifera, Demospongiae, Tetractinellida, Geodiidae.
AUGGCUCUCGACGUCGAAAAUCACCUCGACGCGGUAGAGCGCUCCGUGUCGUCGCCGGAGCGCGAUGGACAACCCGCUCGCGCUGUCACUCUCACACGCAGCUACGCGACGACGGUUGAGGACUUGUGGGACGCCGUGACGAACGGUGAGCGUAUUCCGCGCUGGUUUCUGCCGGUCAGCGGUGAGCUUGAAGACGGCGGCCGCUAUCAGUUGGAAGGCAACGCCGGGGGCGUGAUCACGGCGUGCGAACCACUAUCACACUUUGCGCUAACAUGGGAGUUCGGUGAGGACGUCAGCUGGGUUGAGGUGCGUUUCUCGGAGUAUGGAGCCGGCAGCGCGCGGCUUACACUCAUGCACACCGCGUACCUCUCGGAACACUGGAGCGAGUACGGUCCGGGCGCAGUAGGCGUCGGUUGGGAGUUGGCCCUGAUGGGACUCGCAAUACAUAUCGAGCAGCCGACUGAGCCAAUGCCGGAUGAAGUCGAUUUCGCCACUUCACCGGACGGCAGGGCGUUCAUCGCAGGCAGCAGCGAGGCGUGGGCGCAAGCGGCGAUCGAUGCCGGAGCGGAGCCUGACGCCGCGCGGGCGGCUGCAAGGCGCACGACCGCGUUCUACACCGGAGAAUCGGCCGAUCCUGCCUGA